This is a messenger RNA of Protopolystoma xenopodis, 483 nucleotides long. The record is from the annotation of a GenBank genome assembly. Lineage: Eukaryota; Metazoa; Platyhelminthes; Monogenea; Polystomatidea; Polystomatidae.
UCUUCUGUCCACCAGACAGCUCUGCCAAGCAGAGGAGAGAAGUACAGACGGCCAAAUAGACGGCCAUCACUUCGAGUGCAAGCGUACAAACUACGCAGAAUCAAAUCGGUCUGUAGCUCUUCACAGGAGGUGACGAGCUUUUUGAUACCAAUCGUCUUGGCAACCGUUAAGACGCAAUGGUCAUUUCAGCAUCUGCGUGGAGCUGACGACACGUAUGGGCGACAAACACACCCCACAACGGCCGGUAGACACGAGACGAGCCGCCUGGUUUGUGAUGGACAAUCUGUUUUCGCCGUCAACGCAGAGCAUCUCGCCGGCGACCGUUCAACUGCCGGUGCUGUGCUGGAAUCUGCUGAAUCCGGUGGGCCGGAUUCGAAGCGCUCGCUACGACAAUUUUUAGGUUUUGACCCAGCUCGACUGUUGUGUGACGAUGACACGAGUGGAAAUGAGGCGCGAAAUUCCUGUCCUAUGGCUCCCAACUGA